UCGGCUCGGCUGCGCUGGCCCCGGAGCGGCCCCCCCGGUGCCAGAGGCAGAGGGAAAGUGCAUGUGCUACGGCAUCCUGCAGACGCCCCUUUCCUCCGUGCCCCCUCCCCCUCGGUGAGUGUGUGCCUCUCUCCAGUCUUAGCCUGACGCAGGCAGAUCGAAAUCACCUUUCACGCCCCAGCCUUCAGCGGAGUGGCGCCGCUGGGUUUCCCUUUCGGAUUAUGCCUCUAAUCCUCCUCCCAUAACCGAGCGCGGAGCGCGGCCAAGUCACCCCGGCGCGGCGCGGCGCGGCGCGGCUCUGCUCGGCGCGGCGCGGCGUGGCGCGGCUCGGCGCAGGCUGCCGGCUGGGGGCUGGGGGCGUGCUUCAGGGGCGAGCGGCAUUUGCCGGCGGCAGGUCGAUCCGGAGCGAUCGGCAAAGUUGGCCGAAGUGGGAGGCAGCGGCCACUUGGGGGAAAGUUGCCGGGAGCGCAGCGGACGAGCCAGGCUCCGAGGCAGGAGCCGGCGGGCCGAGGAGGAGCAUGGGCACUUUGCGGGAUUUACAGUACGCGCUGCAGGAGAAGAUCGAGGAGCUGAGGCAGCGGGAUGCUCUCAUCGACGAGCUGGAGCUGGAGUUGGAUCAGAAGGACGAGCUGAUCCAGAAGCUGCAGAACGAGCUGGACAAGUACCGCUCCGUGAUCCGGCCCGCCACGCAGCAGGCGCAGCAGCAGGGCUCCGGCACCUUGCAGGGCGAGCAGCGGACCAAGCGGCAGGCGAUCUCCGCCGAGCCCACCGCCUUUGACAUCCAGGACCUCAGCCAUGUCACCCUUCCCUUCUACCCCAAGAGCCCACAGUCCAAGGAACUAAUAAAGGAAGCAAUCCUUGACAAUGACUUCAUGAAGAAUCUAGAAAUAUCUCAGAUCCAGGAGAUUGUGGAUUGUAUGUAUCCAGUGGAAUAUGGCAAAGACAGUUGCAUCAUCAAAGAAGGAGAUGUGGGUUCACUGGUGUAUGUCAUGGAAGAUGGGAAGGUUGAAGUGACAAAAGAAGGUGUAAAGCUGUGCACCAUGGGACCUGGCAAGGUAUUUGGGGAGCUAGCCAUCCUUUACAAUUGCACCCGAACGGCAACUGUCAAAACUCUCGUAAAUGUGAAACUUUGGGCUAUUGAUCGGCAAUGUUUUCAAACAAUUAUGAUGAGGACAGGCCUCAUCAAACAUACUGAGUAUAUGGAAUUUUUAAAAAGUGUUCCAACAUUCCAGAGCCUUCCUGAAGAAAUACUCAGUAAGCUUGCUGAUGUCCUUGAAGAGACGCACUAUGAAAGUGGAGAGUAUAUUAUUAGACAAGGUGCUCGAGGGGACACUUUCUUCAUAAUCAGCAAAGGAAAGGUAAAUGUGACUCGUGAAGAGUCACCAAGUGAAGAUCCAAUCUUUCUCCGCACUUUGGGGAAAGGAGACUGGUUUGGAGAGAAAGCACUUCAAGGGGAAGAUGUCAGAACAGCCAAUGUCAUUGCUGCUGAAGCAGUAACUUGUCUUGUCAUCGACAGAGACUCUUUCAAGCAUUUGAUUGGAGGUCUGGAUGAUGUUUCCAAUAAGGCUUAUGAAGAUGCAGAAGCAAAAGCAAAAUAUGAAGCCGAAGCUGCCUUCUUCGCCAACCUGAAACUGUCUGAUUUCAACAUCAUUGACACACUUGGAGUUGGAGGUUUUGGAAGAGUUGAACUGGUCCAGCUGAAAAGUGAUGAAUCCAAAACAUUUGCAAUGAAGAUACUGAAGAAGCGUCACAUAGUGGACACCAGACAGCAGGAGCACAUACGGUCAGAAAAGCAGAUAAUGCAGAGUGCUCAUUCAGACUUCAUUGUGAGGCUAUAUAGGACAUUCAAGGACAGCAAAUAUUUAUACAUGUUGAUGGAAGCCUGUCUAGGUGGAGAGCUCUGGACAAUUCUCAGGGACAGAGGUUCAUUUGAAGAUUCUACGACCAGAUUUUAUACAGCAUGUGUGGUAGAAGCUUUUGCCUAUCUGCAUUCCAAAGGAAUUAUUUAUAGGGACCUCAAGCCAGAAAACCUCAUUCUAGAUCACAGAGGUUAUGCCAAACUGGUUGAUUUUGGCUUUGCAAAGAAAAUAGGAUUUGGAAAGAAAACAUGGACUUUUUGUGGAACUCCAGAAUAUGUAGCCCCAGAGAUCAUUCUGAACAAAGGUCACGACAUUUCAGCAGACUACUGGUCAUUGGGAAUCUUAAUGUAUGAACUCUUGACUGGCAGUCCACCUUUCUCAGGCCCAGACCCCAUGAAGACCUACAAUAUCAUACUAAGGGGGAUUGACAUGAUUGAAUUUCCAAAGAAGAUUGCCAAAAAUGCUGCUAAUUUAAUUAAAAAACUAUGCAGGGACAAUCCAUCAGAAAGAUUAGGAAACUUGAAAAAUGGUGUAAAAGAUAUCCAAAAGCACAAAUGGUUCGAGGGCUUUAACUGGGAAGGGUUAAGAAAAGGAACACUGACACCUCCUAUAAUACCAAGUGUUGCAUCUCCAACAGACACAAGCAAUUUUGACAGUUUCCCUGAGGACAAUGAUGAACCACCACCUGAUGACAACUCAGGAUGGGACAUAGAUUUUUAAUGUAUUUCUCUUACCUGCUUCUGCCUUGCUGAAGACAGCUUCCUGAGACAUAGCUGCCAGCAAAACUGAAGGAAUUGGGGAGGAUCAGUGCUCGGGGUCACCAUGAUGCCUUGAUUGAUGCUGCUACAGUAACUACAGUGGCAUUAGGACUUAUUGCUUAGAUGACAAUAGUGCUCUUCACACAUUUUAUGUUUGAACUUAAAAUAGAAGUUGACAUGGUGGUCCUGAAGCAAAGCCUUUUCACUAGUACAGAAAUAUGUUUUAUAUCACUGCAAUGAUCUUGCUAUGCUCUAAUUAUAAUUUGAAAGAUAACUAGUGUAAGGUACACUUAAUUCUAGCUGCAAGGUACUGGCUUUAUCAGUAGGAUCAAAUGAUAAUGUAUGAGGUACUAUAGAUAUCUAUGGUACAGUAUCUGGGGUAUUCCCACACUUCAAAGUGAAUAUAUAGGGUCUUUUACUACAGGCCAGUGUAUAUACAAAGGAGGACCACAAACCUACUGGUCAAAUGGUUCAUGUCAAAACAGUGCUAAAAGUUGUCCUUUUUUCAAGCAGUAUUCAUGACAAGACUGAAUGUUUUACCUUUCCUUUUUCUUUUGGACAGAUUUUUUAAACUGAUCUAACAAAAGCACAACUGCUAUAGGUUCUGUCAAGGCUGGUCUGGGUCGGUUCUCAUGUGUGACUGAGAACAUGAUGUAACUAAUGUUAUUUUUUUCUUUUGGUAAAAAUGCAUAAUUGCAUGAAAAAAAAUCAUAAAAUUAUUAAUUUUACAUGUAAGAAGUAAAAUGUGCUUAAAUAAUGGUCCUAGGAAUAAAAUGAUGGCAGCCAACUGGUCUUAUUAAUUAUGUACAAGACAGUAAAAAUUAACUUAAAAUAACUUACUUUGUUGGAACCCAAAGGGAAAAAUACAAGUCCUGUAAUAUACUUUAUAGGUGCUAUGUACAUCUUUCAUCUGUGAAUAUAAAUGUUCAACCAUCAAUAACCAUUUCAGAAAUAUGUAGCAAGAGACAUCGCUUUCAGUGAUGAUCUUAGAACAGAGAACCCUUUAAAUCUCCACUUCGGCAUCUCCUCCAUAUUUAUUCUGCAGUAUUUGAGAAUCAUAAUAUUCUUAUUUUUUCUUUAAGAAAUGAUGAUACCAGGUCCAGCUUGCAGGUAACUUAUCUGUAUUCUUAUUACUACAUCUCAAAAAUGUAACUAAAUUAGUGGUCUCCAUCUUGACAGCAUUAUCACAGUGAGUCUAAUAGGCUUGGAUACAGCAUGAAAUUCUAAUGUCAUUCUAGUGUAAAUUGGGAGAAACUCCAUGGAUAUCAGUGGAGUUACUAAGUGAAAACUAAAUAUGAGACCAAUAUAGAUCCACUGCGUGAGACUUACUGGUAUGUGAACUUGCAAUCUGCAGAUGCCUCCAUCAUUAUACUGAGACAUUAAAAUGGCAAGAGUUAGAUCACUUCAAACUAUUAUAAUAAAGAGAUGGGAAACAGAUAUUUUGGCCUAAAUUCUUCUCUCACUUCCACUGUGUUUAUAACAAUAUAAUUCCAUUGACUUCAGUAGAGUCACUCAUGAUUAAAUUGGUGUAAGUGAGAUGAGAAUCAGAUCCUAUUUGCCUGCUAAUCAUGUGUGUUAAACCAAAUGCCAAUGUAUUCCUUCAUACCUAUAAGAAGCAAUUGUGUUACAAUACUUGUAAUAUAUUUUAGCAGGAUCUCAUUAUGUUUGUGCCUCAUAUUUCUUUACACUAUGUUAUGAAUCAUGAUGUCAAAAGUUGUGACUCAAUUUAUAAUUUGACAUCAUGUUACUACAGUAGAAACCAUUAAAAGCUAAAUCUUUGCCAAACUGUCACAUAGGUAAAAUGGAUAUUUAUUGCUUUAAAUACAAAGGAAGGUAGUGAUAUUGCCAAAAGGCACUGUAGUAACUCUUGGCAAAUGUUAUUUUUUAAAUGGUGGUCACUGUAUGUGUCUGAAUGCAUAGAGAAUUUAAAUACAGGCAUGAUUUUUGGAAACAUAGGAAUUGAGGGUCAGAACUUGCUCCACUGAAAUCAAUGGAAGAUUUGUCAUUGAUUUCAAAAGGAAUGGGCCUGUAAUGAAGAUAAGUUUUAGGCUUUUUUUUAAGUAAUUCAGAUUUUUGUCUUUACCUGUAAAUGCAGGAGAAGCAAAUAAGUCAUUCCACUAAUCAUAAAUCCCCUAUUACUACUACAUUGUUCCAGAUUUUCAUAUUCAUAAUGACUUAUAUAAGUUUAAUAGAGCAUUUAAAGAUAUUGUCAAAUAAGCAGAAUAAAUAUAUCAACAACAUGUCAACAGUUUGCCAGCAAACUAGAGCGCCUCACUUACUGUAUGUCCCUUUAACUUCAGUCUGUUUCACUGAUUUUUCUUUUUACAGUUAUAGAGAAGGAUGAGGCAACAUCAUCAGCACAAUGUAACUUCAGGUUAUUUCUGCUAUUCAUUAAUCAUGUGUGGCAUUGCAUUGAUAUUUGUACACCUUGAAGCAAUCAUAGAAAAAUAAUUACUACAUAUACCAGGAACUACUUGUAUACAAGUAUAACAUAUACUUAAUUUUAAACAUUUAACUUAAGGAUUUAAAUACUGUCUGACACCAGACAUUAGAUACUAGGGCUAAAACAAUCACAUAGUCAUCUUAGUAAAGAAAAAAAAAGUUAAUUUCUGCAUUAGAGCUGACUUUUUUUUCAUUACUACCUAUUUUCUGACAUUGAAUGAAGUGACUAUGUUGGACUAUGAAACUUGUUUAAUUUGUUAACUGACUUUCUUGUUAUACGCAAGCAGGUGAACAGGAAGUUGCUCUCUGUCUCUAUUAUAACUAUUUGUUUUGAUUAGUACUUGAGAUUCAAGCAUCAGUUCUGAAAAACUGAAGAAUUCCCAAGAAAAAAAGAGUUUCACAAUAUUUUUUGGGUGAACUGAAAACAUUACAUGGAAGAGUGUUACAAAAUUAGCUUGUUGGUUUUUUUGUUUUUUCUUAUUCGUUUUGUCCUUGUGCCACGAACAAUAAUACCUGAAUCAUGUGGCAUGCACUGUAUUAAUACAAUUUUUUUUUUAUGAUAGGAAACACCUUAAAUGCUCGUUAUCUUUACCAAGUGUAUUUUAAAUAAUUUAAGUUGCAUAAGUAUAUUAAUAAACCAUUCAUUUAUAAAUAAUAUAUUUGAUUUACAUAUAUAUUUACCUAUUUUGAUUGCAUCUGUUUCCAUUUACUGUUUCUUAUUCUUUGUCUACUAUUUAAUAUAUUGGAAGAUGGUGUAUUUACAUAAGAAGAAAUCAGCUACCAUAUUUAAAACAAGUGUGUUAGGAUUGGUUUCAUAAGAUACAGGUGAUCUGUAGCUUAUUACAGUGCUACAUUAUCCAUAGUAAACUCUUAUUUAACAAUAGGACCACAGCAAAUAUUUAUGUAAAUAGAUAUUUUCGUGUUGAUAUUUUGUGGUACACAUAUAACUUUUUAUUUAGAGUUCCAUGGCAUUAUUUACUUCAUUUUCUUAUUUGUAAUGUAAUGUUUUUAGAUCAAGUAGACUUGAAUUUAUGUCAUAAUUGUCAGUAUUAUUGGAUUUUUAUGCAACUGUACUGUUAUUCAUCUGUCCCAUAGUUUAGAACAUGACCUAACUUUUUGGCAUUGUUGCAAGUGCCUUAAAUCCAUGGCAUCCUAUAAAAAUACAAAUUUGGUGUUAUGCUGCAUGACAAAGACAAACACACCUCAAAAUGUUGUCCUUUCUUAGCUUGCUGCGUUUUACAGUUCUUUCUGCUAACAAUUUAUAAGCCUUUAUUAUAUAAUAUUGAUGAAUUACAGAAAUGAUGAAGUUGUUCUCUUAUUUCUGUUAAAUGUACCAGAGCUGUGUAUCUGUUAAUGAGAUACAGCGUCAUUUCUGUGAAAUGUAUAAAUGUAUGUGCAGGUCAAAUUAAUAUAUGACAUACUAUCAGUCUGUAUACAGGUAUUCCUGUUUUGCUAAGCUGUGCAGAUUUAAAGUAUAGUGCAGUAAAGUUCUAACAUAUCAUAUUUUAUAAACUCAUUACAAGUAUUCCACACAGAGAAAUGAUUGGCGAUUAACUGUAAUUUACACCAAACAAAACUGCAUCUUACCAUGAAACCAAUGACUAUGAAAAGGAGUAUCUUGUUGCACCACUCAACAAAACAGGAUCAGUGCUUUCUAUAAGUCCUUGUAUAUGCAAAUUGUUUCUGAGGCAAGCUCUUUUAACACACCUGGAAACCUAAACAUUGAAAGUGUGUUAUUAGUUCUCUUCUGUAACUGUCCACUACAAACAGAUAUAGUACUGAGACUCUGACAAUUUCUCAAAUGUUUCAGGCUUUCCUAGCAAAGGGAAAUUUCAUUCAGAGUUGCCUACCAUACUGAUUCCAAUGUAUGCUGUUUUUACACUGGUCAUUUCUUUUGUAUCUGUAUGGUUAUAUUUCUGUAGUUUUCUUUUUACAAUGGAUUCUACAUGAAAGAGGGUUUUUUGUUUGUCAAAAUAUGUCCAUCAUCAAAUGGUCGUUGACCAGUUGCACUCUUUUGAUGUAGAUUUAAGAAUUUUUUUUCAUAACUGCUUUUGUUUUGCUCUGUAUUUUCCCUGCAGCUGUAAUUGCCGAGUGCCUGUUGUAUACUUUAUAGAGUUGAAAUAAAAAUAAUUACUUUUGAA
Molecule: messenger RNA, 7200 nt
Organism: Alligator mississippiensis (American alligator)
Lineage: Eukaryota; Metazoa; Chordata; Crocodylia; Alligatoridae
Gene: PRKG1
Product: protein kinase cGMP-dependent 1
Exons: 18
Coding region: 519-2579 (686 amino acids)
Biological process (GO): protein phosphorylation
Molecular function (GO): ATP binding; cGMP-dependent protein kinase activity
Source: RefSeq, a predicted model, not a curated record